Camelina sativa (false flax) is the source of this 3188-nucleotide messenger RNA. NCBI's taxonomy places the organism in Eukaryota, Viridiplantae, Streptophyta, Magnoliopsida, Brassicales, Brassicaceae. The record is from RefSeq and is a predicted model, not a curated record.
CAGGCUUUGGAAACUUUCUAUGAGAAGUUGGAUCCAGAUUUCAUCAACAUCAGGACAAAGGCCAGAGAGCUUGUUGGAAAAGAUGCUCUAGCAGAAAGGUAACAAAAUCACCUUGGAAACAGGGAAGCUCAAUCGUGGUCUCUCCGAUUGAAGCAAGGCCAAUGUUUGACUGAUAAAGAGACUUUCAUUUUGUGUGCUCUCAGGUGUUGCAUUGAAUGGUUUCAAGUUUAUUUUCUUGUGCUUGAUGAUGCAUCAUGGACAACUCUCACACGUCGUGGUCACUGGUCAGCAUUGUUCGUUCAGACGGCCAAAGCGGAAUGCUAAUUUUCGUUUCCUUAUAUCCAAGUGCCAAAAGAGUUCCAAAAGGCAUAUGAGAAUGGAUUUCACAAGUCAAAGUUCUAGGAGCCAACAUAUGAGGAUUGUCUCAACCUGAUUGCUCGUGUUCCUGUUGUAGCUGCGUAUGUUUAUCGGAGGAUGUACAAGAAUGGUGAUUCCAUCCCCUCAGAUACAUCUUUGGAUUAUGGUGCAAAUUUGCUUUCCCACAUGUUGGGAUUUGGUGAUGAAAAGAUGAAAGAGCUCAUGAUGCUUCUUUACAUCACUAUCCACAGGAAGCUGCGAAGGAAUGUGGAGAAAACAUAUCGAAAGAGCAGUUAAUAUGUUUGGAAGACAUUAAACAAUAGCAAGGUUGUUCCAGGAUAUGGACACGGUGUUCUGCGCAAAACUGAUCCAAGAUAUGUAUGGCAAAGAUCUUACAUGAGGUAUUUAUCUUGGAGAGCCAAGCGGGAUAAAGACCAGUGCAAAUGGCGAAGAAGUUGGGUUCAACACUGAGGUUUAUGCUACCCACGAGACAGCUCGGAAACGGCGUGACAAGCUGUGUUCUGUUGACAAAGUUAAUGUCUUGGAACAGGCCACUAUUUUAUGGAUGAAAGGAGUAACAACACUAGCCUCUGAAUAUCUUGAUGUAUGUCACAUAUGUAUGUUGACAAUGCUGCGAUGCAGCUUGUUUGUGACCCCAAACAGUUUGCAUCAUUGCUACAAACAACAAAUCUGGUGAUAUAUUAUCCGGUGAAGCUUCAGUGAUCACAUGAAACAUUGGAAUGCUGCCAUCUUCUAGUCUCCAUGAUUCGAUAUAAUAUAAAACAAUCUGAUCUUUGAGUAUGCAGUAAUCAAUUGGUUCCUACUAUAGCUUUCAAGGUCUCUCUGAGUGUUAAAUGUAAAUGGAAUUUUGGGUGGUGGUUUCCUCGCUGCUGGAUUAUAUUUGAAUUGUACUGUUACAGGAGGCUUCCUUCAACGCUUCAACAUUGGCUUUGAUGGACAUGUUUCUUCUAUGUGCUACUUCUUCAAAGGAUCUUUAGGAAGCAAACCAUGAUCCAAUCAUCUCGUUUCUAAUCCAUGUUAUUUUCUUCAAGCGUUCUCAUGGAUUUGUGGAGGAUGAUCCUGCGAUUGAUCGGUGAUGGCUUUGACUGAUCGUUGUCACUCUCUUACUCUUGUUGCUCUUCUAGAAUUGUGGAAGAGGAUGCUUUGAUCGGUUAGUGAUUGUUUUGAUGGCUUGUAUUUGUCCUCUCUGCAGUUCAUAUUCAGAUCAUGAGGAAUUAGGAUUACUGUGUGGGAGGUUCAAAGAGAAAAAACAAACAUUGUGGGAGCGUUUGAUUUCUGAGUUUAACUUUCAGGAGGUACGUGGUUCCAUUUUGUUACCUAUUCAUCUACCGUACUCUAUGUUACCUCGUUGGUGGUUUCUUCUCUUUUCCUUGGAGGUAACACCUGUUUCGUUUUAACAUCUAAUCGAAGAUUCAAUAAAAAUCUAAAUAUAAAAUCCACCCAUUUGAGAAUUGAAACAUUAACCAUACAAAAAUAUGGCAGGCCUACUUACCAUUAACGAAUCGAACUCAGGGACAAACGAUAGAUUUGAAAAACUUAAGAAACAAAAAGUUUACAAAACAAAGAUUAAUGAUGACUGGGUUUAGAAACUAUAAGAAACAUCAAAAGGGUCGAAUUUAUUCUGUAAUACAUUUGUUAAAACACCAAUGAAUACGCAUAUCUACACCAGACAUACUGUUCAGUUAUUGGAUGAGAAGAGAGAAUAAAAGACUCCUUGCAGGAAUUCACGCCAACAAAAAGUAUAUAGAUAGAUUGUAAACCAGAACAACUGAAAUGGUUGAAAGAAUUCCAAAUAUAUAGAUCUGAAAAGAGGCAAUUGAACAUGUGUUUUUACAUAGAGAAACGUUGAUUCGGCAGGGCUAAACAAAGAUAAGCGACGAUUUGGGGAUGGAAGAGAAGCACCUUUUUAUUUAAUAAAUUAGCGACAUCAGAUUUGAUCUAAACCGUUGGAUGAGAAAAUAAAAUAAUCUCAUCCGAUGAAUUAAAAAGAUGACGUCAGCAGUUUUUUAAAAAUGAGUUUGCUAUUAUAUAUAGAUGCCAUCCACGUCAAUAAAAAUGUGAUAUUCAAAAAUAUAUAAAACACGUCCGAAACUAGCAAAUCAUCAUGUAGUAGUAAGUUAGUUGGUUGUGUAACAAUUAGUUGAAUGACCGUUAGGUCUAACACCUAAGUUUCAAAAAUUUCCCGGGAGACAAAAAGAUUCAAAACACAAAGCAAAGAGAGAGAGAGAGAGAGAGAGAGAGAGAGAGAGAGAGAGAGAGAGAGAGAUCAAUUGAAACAUGAAGGAAGAGGAGAGAGUUGGUUCAUCGUCCUCUUCUUCGUCUUCUCUUCCUGUGAGCUACGGAGUUGACUGUGAAAAAUACGAAUUUUCUUCAUCCGUUUCUUCUCUGUCUCAACCGUUCUCUCCUGAAGGUUCAAGUAACAAGAGUUUUGUUCUUGAAAACAAUCUUCCUUUUGUUUUCUCGCUGGACCAUAGCAAUAACACCAUCCUCAUCUUUCCUAGAGAUAGACCAUGUUCUUGUCUCCACCAUGUCUUGGAGUGGAUUCUACAGAGAUGUUGUUGUUGCCUCUGUUAGCCUUUCUACUUUUUUUUUAAACUUAAACCAAUAAAAUCUUGUGGCCUGUCCUCAUGCUAUAUCAGAUUAUAUGCAAGUAGUAAGAGCUUUUUUUUCUGUUAAUUUUUGUACUAGCUUGGUUGUAAUUUGUUACUUUGAAAAAGUUUGAAGUACUACUCUUAUUUAGUGAAGUUUUUAAUAGUUUACAACAAAAAUAACAAAAAAAAUAACAAGAACAUGUUUUGUUGCCGAACUUA